This is a messenger RNA of Sesamum indicum (sesame), 1263 nucleotides long. RefSeq names its product sec-independent protein translocase protein TATB, chloroplastic. Gene Ontology annotation, biological process: protein transport by the Tat complex. The record is from RefSeq and is a predicted model, not a curated record. Lineage: Eukaryota; Viridiplantae; Streptophyta; Magnoliopsida; Lamiales; Pedaliaceae. Gene Ontology annotation, cellular component: membrane.
UAUCAUAAAACAACAUCAACAUUUUUCACAUUGUUGAAGUAGAGCAGACCAAAACAGCAUCUCUACGUUCAUGUCUGAAAAAGCCUCCAAAAUCAAGCUCAGUUCUUUGACUUCCAUAUAGAGUAGUACAAUGGCUUUUGCUAUUUCCACUCCCACAUCGUCUUUGUUGCAUUCUUCUUCAUCAUCGUCACCCACUGGUGUCAAAAUCUUGGCUCUCUGUUCUUUCUCUAAUUCUGCAGUUUCGAUCCCUAAAAAUGCAGUCUUUCAGCAUGUUAAAUGCAUACCCCAGUUGGGUAUUACUCCUUUUUCUCAGUGGAGUGGACUUAAGCAUAUGGGCAUCUCAAUUUCACACCACUCAGUGAAGAUGGAAAGGAAGGGGAAAUGUAAAGGUAAAGGAGUGUAUGCUUCUUUAUUUGGAGUUGGGGCACCUGAGUUUCUGGUCAUUGGGGUGGUGGCUUUGUUGGUUUUUGGACCAAAAGGCCUUGCUGAGGUUGCUCGUAACCUGGGCAAAACUUUACGUGCAUUUCAACCUACAAUAAGAGAACUUCAGGAAGUCUCGAGGGAAUUCAAGAGCACCCUUGAGCGAGAAAUCGGUCUUGACGACAUUGACAAUCCAGUCCCAAAACGUUCCAGUUCUGACUCAACUAAGCCUACAUCAGAGGAUACUCCAGGGAAUUCAGGGACAAAUGUUGAACCCAAUGGUCCUCCGACGGAAAAUGCAGAAGACCCGGAUGAUGAGUCCUUAAAGUUUGCAGACCGAUUUAGAGGUACAAUGGCUCAGCUACAGAAAGAGCAGGAAGAGGAGAGACAACGAGUGGAGAGAGAGAGAGAGGAGAGAGAGAAAGCUCUAAGUCUGGCAGAACCGGAAACUCCUUCUCAAGGUACUCCUCAAGCACUGGAUGCUGCCCAAGAAGCUUCUCCAGUAACUCCUCUCUCUGAGAAUCCUGACAGCAAUGCUCUUCAAGAAGCUGCCUCAGUAGUGCCCACGGGCCCAUCUCCAAAAACUGAAGCCGAAGUUUGAAGCUUUGAAACAAGACUUUUCGAAUCGAUGUAGAACUUGUAGCGCGACAGCCCUUUCAGAUAUCUGCCUUGAGCAAUAAUGAGUUGAGGAUUUUUGACUCUCAUUCUAGCAGAUAGUAAGUAAUGUUGUGCUUGAACAAUUCCUUGUCGAUGAAGCUUUUCAAAUUGCUUCUACUUUAGAUAUCACAGACGAUUGUAUUACUGCCAGAAUUCACCAAUAAUUGCUUCGUACUUCUCUGGUUC